AUGCUGCGUCGAGCCAAGGUGCCUGUCAGGCUGGAGCAUGUGUGCAUGAUGCGCACAUCUACCUUGUAUACCCCUAUGCGUAAUUUAUCGACACCAUCCGAAAAGCCAUCGGAUCGGAUAGAGAAGAACGUCGCGCCGGAUGCGGCAAAAGGAGCGCCGUCGCCAGGUUUUGGCGAGCCCGAGGAGCGAUCCUUUACAUCCUCGACCACGAAAGCGGCAGAAGCGAUGAACAAACAGCCAUUGCCGUACCUGUCGCGCCCCCUAGGCGUUCAGCAGCGUCCCAGCUCGGAGCGCGUGACAUGGGCCGACCGCAAAGCAGAAUGGUUCAACACGGAUAAACGCUUGGAACGACGAAAAGUGAUGAUCAAGGAAGCCUCGCAAGGCUACUUUCAUGACUUUCAUGCGAUCCGCUCCCACGGAGGCAAGACAUGGCGCAGUCCCAAUACCAUGAUCCGCCACGACGUGCAGCAUACCCGCAGCUUUUACGAGGCGUCGCUCGCGCGCUUCAGCGACGAUCCCAACUUCCAGCUGGUCCAAAUCAACCUACAGGAGAACGUGCUCAAAGCCUAUUUGCUUUCCCUGUUUCUGUCGUCGCUGCGCAAGCAGGUACCUGUGAAGCUACAGGAGACGUACCUGCUGAGCGGCCAGAGCAUGGAGAUGCUACACGAGCCUAUGGGACUGCACAACAAGCACGUCGGCUACACCUAUCUCGUAGGCCCCGACGAAAAGAUACGCUGGGCUGGCAGCGCGUUCGCCGAGCCCGACGAAUCGCGCGCGCUCAUAGCAUGCGCUGCUGUCCUGCUCGAUCGACUCGCUGGACGAACGCCCCGCCAUCGUACAUAG
Messenger RNA from Malassezia vespertilionis, 843 nucleotides. RefSeq names its product Mitochondrial ATPase complex subunit atp10 (gene ATP10). The record is from RefSeq and is a predicted model, not a curated record. The coding region runs from base 1 to 843 and encodes 280 amino acids. NCBI's taxonomy places the organism in Eukaryota, Fungi, Basidiomycota, Malasseziomycetes, Malasseziales, Malasseziaceae. Gene Ontology annotation, biological process: mitochondrial proton-transporting ATP synthase complex assembly. The transcript is spliced from 4 exons. Gene Ontology annotation, cellular component: mitochondrial inner membrane.